Molecule: messenger RNA, 1617 nt
Organism: Ipomoea nil (Japanese morning glory)
Lineage: Eukaryota; Viridiplantae; Streptophyta; Magnoliopsida; Solanales; Convolvulaceae
Product: ethylene-responsive transcription factor ERF053-like
Exons: 2
Coding region: 265-1425 (386 amino acids)
Biological process (GO): regulation of DNA-templated transcription
Molecular function (GO): DNA-binding transcription factor activity; DNA binding
Source: RefSeq, a predicted model, not a curated record
UUUCUCAACUUCGAACUCCAUAAUCUCCCCAAAAGAAACCCCGAACUGUUUCGUGAACAUGAGAGAAAGCCUGUUUCUUUGUAACUUUAGAUUGCCAGGUUCUUGAUUUCACGAUCUGGGUUUCGCAGAUUUUUUAUUUGUCUGAUUGGGUUUUGCAGAUUUGUUUACUAUUCUUCUUUGGUUUGGUAAACCGUCUCUGUUGUUUUGUUGAGAGAGUCGGCGCUAGCUCAUUGACCUGGAUUUCUGUAGAGCCGGCGGCGGGUUAUGUCGGAGGACGGUGGAAAGUCGAAGGCGGCCGUGACGGAGCAAACGGGUUCUGAAAGAGAUGAUCAGCAAUGGAGGCAAGUUUUUGAAGAUGCUUCCAUGUCGAGUAGGCCUCUCAAGAGGAUCAAAAGUCCUGAACACAAAAGCUCUGUUCAAUCUCUUCUUCCCUUCCCGUCAUCCAUGGCGGCUUAUACGGCGGCGCCGCCGCCUUCAACCUCUUCUUCAUCUUCAUCUUCGAGGCUUGUUUUUCCUUUUGCUUUGGAUGGAGCGGAGCAAUCCGUGGAGAGUUUACAGCAACUGAGAUGGAACAAUAGGAACGCGAUUCCUCUGCUCCAUACGCCGCCGCAACAGAAUCAGCGGAUUCUUCGCCAACGGAGCGCGGCUUACCCGCCGUAUUUUGCGGGGGAAGCGGCGGCGCCAUUGCAGCAGCACCACCACCACCAGCUUCUGCGGUACUGGAAUGAUACUUUGAAUUUAAGCCCGCGAGGGAGGAUGACGGUGAGGCCUCCGGCGAUGCCGCCGGUUUCGACUACGAAGCUCUACCGGGGAGUGCGGCAGCGGCACUGGGGGAAAUGGGUGGCGGAGAUUCGCCUGCCGAGAAACCGGACUCGCCUCUGGCUCGGCACCUUCGACACGGCGGAGGAAGCCGCCAUGGCGUAUGAUCGCGAGGCCUAUAACCUAAGAGGCGAGAAUGCUCGGCUCAAUUUCCCGGAACUCUUUCUCGGAAAAGACAAAAAUCCAUCCGCAGCUCCCAGUUCGUCGGAAAACACUCCCGGUAGCCCCAAAUCUCCGCCGCCAGAGGCUGAGCCACCGCCACCGCCUCCUCCUGCUGAGAAAGAGGACGAAGCUAAAAAAAACUCUGAGACUGCAGCCGCCGCCGCCGCCGCCGCCGGCGCGGCGGCGCAGCAAUCAUCGGAAUUUAUGUGGGGAGAAAUGAAUGAAGAAUGGUUAAACGCAAUAUCAGCCGGUUGGGGUCCAGGAAGUCCAGUUUGGGAUGAUUUAUACAUCACAAACAAUCAUUUCAUGCCAUUUAAUCUUCCCUUUACCAAUCUUCAUCACCAUUCCGAUGAUCCUAAAAAACAAGACAAUUCUACUGCUCCAUCUUCUUCUUCUUCCUCUUCAUGCCCUGCAAAACCCUUUUUCUGGAAAGAUCAAAACUAAAAAGCAUCAACUUUUAUGACUGAAUCCUUCUACUUUACAGUUGUUACAUUAGCAGUUUGCUUAUCACAAGCCCAGUUUUAAUCUGCAAUCAUUGAGUUCUGUACUAGUCUGAGGUUUAUUAAAUUUUGAGGUCACACAUUAAUACUGCACCAAUCUUUGUCUGGUUUUCUGCAGUUAUAUCAUAGUUUUUUC